AUGCACCGCCCUGCAGAAACACUAAUGGGGCUCAUUGCUGGGAACCUCAGGAAAGCCAGAGAAAUAGCCCACAGUGACUCGCAUGUUCCUGAACAGCUAAAGCAUUAUUUACAGAAAGCUCUGGAGGUUGCUGUUGGACUGGACCCUUACCUGGACGCAAUGGCAACUGCAAAAACAGCCUCACUUGAAGGCUGGCAACUGAACGUUGCAGGCGUUGAAACAAAAGUUAAGCCUCAUAAAGAAUGUGCCUCUGGCUAUCUAAAAGGCCAAGUUCUCAGGAUGUUUGUUCAUAUGGUUGGAGCCAAGAGGAUUUUAUUAAUUGGCAGACUUAAAGGUUACAGUAUCCUUGCUAUGGCGGAAGCAUUGCCAGAUGAUGGAAAAAUAAUUUUGUGUGCAGUAGAGCCAUAUCUUGAAGUGAAAAGCCAGGAAGCGUCUGAUUACUCAUCUCAUGUUAAACAGAUAAGUGUGAAAGUGGGGCCAAUAGCAGACACUUUGGAGGAGUUAGUGGCUGUGGGUGAGCACUUUGAUAUAGUUUUUAUUGAUGCUGCUCAAAGAAAUGCUGUUAACUACUACAACUUUGUCAUGGAUAACCACUUGCUGAGAAUGGAUGGAGUGAUCUGUGUGGAGAAUACUCUCAUGAAAGGACAAGUCUACCUGGAGAACAUAUCUGAUGAAAAUAUAUUAGCUGUCAGAAACUUAAAUAAUGUAAUUAAUUCAGACCCUCGUGUUGAGCAGGUUAUUUUACCUAUGCAAGGUGGAAUGAGUGUCAUCCGAAGGAUGCAUUGUGCUGUUUUGCUACAGAAAGAACUGGUGAAAGAUGAUGUCUUUUGGGGCUAUAAAAGAUGUCACAUCCUUGAUCGCCUGCGUUUGGAUGGCAAAGUGGCCUACGUCACAGGUGGAGGCCAGGGAAUAGGAAGAGCCUUUGCUCAUGCAUUAGGGGAAGCAGGAGCUAAGGUUGCCAUUGUUGAUCUGGUACUUGCAAAGGCAGAAGUGGUAGCAGAAGAGCUCAGCCUGAAAGGGAUAAAAAACAUGGCAAUGGGAGCAGACGUAAGCAAACCUGAAGACGUGCAAAGGAUUCUUGAUGCAAUUGUAGCUAGAUGGGGCACAGUUCAUAUUGCCUGUAACAAUGCUGGAAUCAACAUGAAUUCUGCAAGUGAGGACACUUCACUGGAAGAAUGGGACAAAACUUUUAAUGUUAAUUUACGAGGCUUGUUUUUGUGCUGCCAAGCUGCAGGCCGAAUUAUGCUGAAGCAAGGAUAUGGGAAGAUAAUUAACACAGCAUCUAUGGCAAGUUUAAUAGUGCCUCACCCGCAGAAGCAGUUAGCAUACAACGCCUCAAAAGCUGGGGUCGUAAAAUUAACACAGACAUUAGGAACUGAAUGGAUUGACAGGGGAGUAAGAGUCAACUGCAUUUCCCCGGGAAUUGUCGACACGCCGCUCAUCCAUUCUGAAGAUCUGAAGCCUCUGGUGCAGCGCUGGCUAACCGAUAUUCCUGCUGGGAAGCUGGCUCAAGUGACAGACCUGCAGGCGGCUGUAGUAUACCUGGCAUCCGAAGCUUCGGAUUACAUGACAGGCCACAAUUUGGCCAUAGAGGGUGGUCAAAGCUUGUGGUAG
This is a messenger RNA of Gopherus evgoodei (Goodes thornscrub tortoise), 1614 nucleotides long. RefSeq lists its product as uncharacterized. The record is from RefSeq and is a predicted model, not a curated record. The transcript is spliced from 11 exons. NCBI's taxonomy places the organism in Eukaryota, Metazoa, Chordata, Testudines, Testudinidae. The coding region runs from base 1 to 1614 and encodes 537 amino acids. Gene Ontology annotation, molecular function: O-methyltransferase activity; oxidoreductase activity, acting on the CH-OH group of donors, NAD or NADP as acceptor.